UCUAACUACAGGCAUGGGAUUGGUAAUUACUGGAAAUUAUAAAGAAAGUGCAUUUUUGUGUUUUUGAGUCCAUUAAACUAGGGUUGAUAGGAGGGUCGGGUCAGAGACCAAGAGGCUUUUGCAAAACUCUAAUCUGAGCAAUGCGCAAAUGUUGAAGCUCUUGCCGCCAAAACACAUACCCUUCUGCUCCAGGAACUCACCCACCUUAUCAAAACCAGUUUCUUCUUCUUCUUCAAAUGAUUUGACAAAUACUAUACUCAACUGCGAAACCCCAAGGCAAGCCCUCGAGUCCUUCAAUUUCGCAAUUAACCAAAUUGGACCCAGAACAAAUCCCCAGCUUUAUUCAGCGAUCGUUCAUUUCUUAGUGGGGGCUAAGCUGUACUGUAAAGCACGGUACUUGCUGAAAGACCUCAUCCUUGAGCUCCAAAAGUUCUGCAAACCCCGUCGUGCUUGUCACCUGACAUUCAAUGCCCUUAGCCGCUUAGAGAGCUCGAGAUUCACUCCCAACGUGUUUGGAAGUUUGAUCAUUGCUUUAUCUGAGAUGGGUCUGGUCGACGAAGGCUUGUGGGUGUACCACAAGAUCGGAGCUUUGCCCGCGAUUCAGGCUUGCAAUGCUCUAUUGGGUGGGUUGGUCGAGGUGGCUCGGUUUGAUUCAAUGUGGGAGCUUUACAGGGAAAUGGGUUCUCGCGGAUUUUCUCCAAAUGUGGUAAGCUAUGGUGUGUUGAUUGAUUGCUGUUGCAAGAAAGGUGAUGUUUUGCAUGCCCGUGAGUUGUUUGAUGAAAUGGGUGAGAGAGGGAUUUAUCCGACGGUUGUAAUCUAUACAACUCUUAUUCAUGGAUUAUGCAGUAAGAGUAAAAUGGUGGAAGCAGAAAGUAUGUUUGAGGCAAUGCGGGAAGCCGGUGUGCUGCCCAAUUUGUAUACUUACAAUUCUUUGAUUGAUGGGUAUUGCAAAUUGGCCAAUAUCAAACAAGCCCUUGCCUUAUACCGCAAUAUGCUAGAUGAUGGAGUGCGGCCAAACGUUGUAACAUUUGGUAUACUAGUUGAUGGACUGUGCAAAGUAGGUGAACUUACAACUGCGAGGAACUUUUUUGCAUCUAUGGCCAAGUUUGGUGUUCGUCCUAAUAUAUUUGUGUCUAAUUGUUUGAUUGAUGGACACUGUAAGGCAGAAAAGUUGUAUGAGGCAAUGGAAUUUUAUUUGGAGAUGGAGAAGCAUGGAAUUCCACCAGAUGUUUUCACUUACAACAUACUGAUUAAGGGGCUCUGUGUUGUGGGUAGAGUUGAAGAAGCAAAUGGCUUGUUGCUAAAAAUGAACGAAGAAGGUGUGAUUGCAAAUUCUGUGACAUAUAAUUCGUUGAUUGAUGGGUACUGUAAAGAAGGCAAUUUAGAGAAGGCUCUAGAGGUGUGUUCUCAAAUGACGGAAAAUGGUGUAGAACCCAAUGUAAUUACCUUCUCUACAUUGAUUGAUGGUUAUUGCAAGACAGGGAACAUGAACGCUGCGAUGGGUAUGUACUCAGAAAUGGUAAUUAAGGGCCUUUUGCCUGAUGUGGUAGCUUUUACUGCUUUGAUUGACGGGCAUUGUAAAAAUAAUAACAUGAAAGAGGCUCUAAGGCUGCAGAAAGAGAUGCUAGAGGUAGGCCUCACCCCCAAUCUUUUAACCGUUAGUUGCUUAAUAGAUGGGCUCUUUAAGGAUGGAAGAACUUCUGAUGCAAUCAAACUUUUCUUGGAGAAAACUAGAUCAAACCCUUUAAUUAGUGAAGGCAGCAAAAGUGAUUGUUGCUUUUGCUCCCCAGAUCAUGUGCUGUAUACAGCAGUAAUUCAAGGUUUGUGCAAAGAUGGCCAGAUUUUCAAGGCAACUAAGUUUUUCUCGGACAUGAGAUGCUAUGGUUUAAGACCAGAUGUCCUCACUUACAUUGUCAUUCUAAAGGGGCAAUUCCAAGCCAAGCAUAAACUUAAUGUGAUGCUGCUGCAUGCAGAUAUGAUAAAGAUAGGUAUCAUGCCAAAUGCAGUUCUAGAUUUGAUCUUAACUCGGGGUUAUAGAGCAAAUGUAGAGUUAAAAUCAUUCCUCAGGUGUUCCAAUGAUUAGAUGGAAUUUCUUUUGCCGGCUUAGGUGUGUUGAAUUGGGAGAAUCUAAAGCAGGAAAUUAAUGUGGUUGUAAAAGGCAAAGGAAUGGGAUGAUAUAUCAAGCUUUGGACAAGCAAUAUUAUCAGCAGGAAGAUAUAGAUUCUUUGAAUGGCCUAAGACAUUUCAUAAGAAGAUACAAAUGAAUUAGGUCCUCCAUUGGGGCUUAGCUCCACAAAUGGACGAGGAGGCUACAAUCAUUUCUCUCUGUUGAGAUGGGCAGUGGCAUCACCAAGAGAUUGCCAUGCUAAUUCUUGUGAGUGAGUUACAAGCCUGAAGAAGCUUUCUAGCAUUUUGAUCGACAGGCAACAUAAAUAAACCAUAUGAAAAGUUGACUAAUCAUAUUUCAGGAGCUUUCUGUA
Ziziphus jujuba (common jujube) is the source of this 2480-nucleotide messenger RNA. RefSeq names its product pentatricopeptide repeat-containing protein At5g61400. The record is from RefSeq and is a predicted model, not a curated record. The coding region runs from base 149 to 2083 and encodes 644 amino acids. The transcript has a single exon. Gene Ontology annotation, molecular function: protein binding. NCBI's taxonomy places the organism in Eukaryota, Viridiplantae, Streptophyta, Magnoliopsida, Rosales, Rhamnaceae.